GUUCUCUCAUAUAAUAACAAUAGUUGAAUACAGUAAUACAUUAAUUCACUGCGUAGCAUAUGUUUUACACUAUAAAACCGUAUUUAAUAUAUAUGCCAAAAAAUCCUAUAAUAAAGGCUACAAUAUUUCCCAAUAAUUAAUUGGAAAUAAUUAGAUUGGUUCGAUUAAUCAUUAGAAAUGCAUACAUUUUUAACACGAGGUAAUGCCAUAUUAGCAUAUACUUUAAGUGUAUCUGCUUGUCUUACAUUUUGCUGUUUUUUAUCAACUGUUUUUAAUAAUUAUAAAACAGAAGCAUCUAUAAAAACGGUCAAAAUAUUUGUAAAGAAUGUUCCUGAUUACAGUGCAUCCAGAGAGAAAAAUGACUUAGGAUUUUUAACAUUCAAUGUUCAGACUGAUUUAACAUCAUUAUUUAAUUGGAAUGUAAAGCAGUUAUUUAUUUAUGCCAUAGCUGAAUAUGAAACAGAUUACAACAGUAUUAAUCAAAUAAUUUUAUGGGAUAAGAUUAUUUUACGUGGCGAUAAUGCUGUGCUUGAUUUCAAAAAUUUAAAUACAAAAUACUAUUUUUGGGAUGACGGAAAUGGUUUAAGGGGGAACAAAAAUAUCUCAUUAUAUUUAUCAUGGAAUGUAGUUCCAAAUGCAGGACUUUUACCAAGUGUCAAUGCAAUUGGUCGUCAUAAUUUUGCAUUCCCAUCAGAAUACACAACGUUUCGUGUAUGAUUGAAGAAACUAAAUCAAUGUUUUUAAAUG
Ceratosolen solmsi marchali is the source of this 747-nucleotide messenger RNA. RefSeq names its product Signal peptidase complex subunit Spase22-23 (gene Spase22-23). The transcript has 6 exons. NCBI's taxonomy places the organism in Eukaryota, Metazoa, Arthropoda, Insecta, Hymenoptera, Agaonidae. Bases 178 to 717 code for a protein of 179 amino acids. The record is from RefSeq and is a predicted model, not a curated record. Gene Ontology annotation, biological process: protein targeting to ER. Gene Ontology annotation, cellular component: membrane; signal peptidase complex.